This is a messenger RNA of Diatraea saccharalis (sugarcane borer), 1377 nucleotides long. The record is from the annotation of a GenBank genome assembly. NCBI's taxonomy places the organism in Eukaryota, Metazoa, Arthropoda, Insecta, Lepidoptera, Crambidae.
AUGAAAUUACUUUGGUGCUGCGUGAUAGUAGCAAUGAUGCUAACAGACUCUGAUGGUGUGGAUAUAGAAAAAACUGUUACACAAGUUCAAAAUAUUCUCAAAGCAAAUGAAGGAUUACCAAGACUUUCAAGAGAUGAAAUAAUACAGUUAUUAAAUGAUAUUAGGGCAGAAGAUGCAAAAAGUAAAUCAUCGUCCACAGAAAAUUCAAAAGAAUUGUCAAAUACUACGCCUUGGAUUGGAGAAAAUGAAAUUAACCCAAUUACGCAACUGCCUGAUAUUCGGGAAAAUAUAGUGCAUAAUAACCGAGACUUAAAAGCUUCAGCAUCACCUCCGAAUACUAAAUAUGAAAGUGUUACGAAAAAAGGCGAACCGUCCGUAGUAGUAGUCUUACCAUACACACCACGUGAUGGAUCUUCCCUACAAGAAUUAUAUACAAGACCUCCACGAGUUGAAGUUAUACCAGUGUCGAAGGUUACCCCCACUCCUCUCAUCAGUUCACUUGAAAAACUCCAACAAACAUUGACUAAGAAUAGCAAAACUCCACAAAAACCGAAGGAUGAUUUACCAGCUGAACUACAAGCAUUUCUUGAAGCACAUGGCUUGAAAGGUCAACCAGGUCAAGAUAAUUUUCUUUUACCACUGGAAGGUUUCAAGCCUCUGCCUCCAGCCAAAAUUGUAGAUGGAACAGUUCAGUUGCCCGAAAACAUACUUUUGACUUAUGAUUUAUUAUCUCCAGAUGAUGCUAAACCAGCUGAAACAAAAAUCCCUCCAACUAACUUUUUGUAUGAACCGUUACGACCGGAGUUCCCAUUUGAGCUCGAUACUUCACAGUCAGAAAAUAAGGAAGUAGUUCUCCCACUGCCUCUUCCAGUUAGGAGAACGAAAUCUACUGUCAAUAAACCCUUACCUAAUUAUGAACCUAUUGAUUAUGAUUCAGUAAAAGUUAUUCCUUUAACAAAAGGUAUUAGUCCACUUGAAGAUAAUAAAUCUGAUAUGAAUGUUGAGCAAAAUAAAAGACAAGCAGAUCCGUCUACUAUAUCACCUACCACUACAACAUCCACUACAACUACACCAGCAACACUAGAAAGUGAAUCGAAUAAUGUUGAUUUAAAAGCCUCAUUAGUUGAUGCUGCAACUGCUGAUUCCGAAACUUCCGAUACAGGAGCUUCAAUUGCUGAUUUGGAAGACUCUUUUGGUGGAGCAGCACCAGUGCAACCAGGUGAUUCUGAAUUGCCUCCUCCCAGAAAAAACGGGUUUUACUGGAUGCUCGAUUGGAAUAGUUUCCUCGAAGUCGGCGAUGGUGAUACAAAAGUAAAUAUACACUUUGAACCUAAACUAGGUGACCCUCAAAUGUUCAUACCGGUAAAUGUACCUUGA